CUGGCCGGUCUGCAGAUUUGCGGAGAAGCGAUUCAGUGUUAGUGCUCCUGGUAAAAAAUGCACUCUGAUGCGGCAAAUUUUCAACUGAACUCCCACCUGUCUACAUUGGCCAGCAUCCACAAGAUCUACCACACACUCAACAGGCUGAACCUGACCGAAGACGCAAGCCAGGACACUUCCCAUUCCACAGAGUCUCUGCGCUCCUGCUGCUCCAUGCCCCCCAGGAAAAAAAGGAGGCCCGCUGCUGGGGAUUACAUGUCCGCCAAGAAAAGCCGCCCCGACAGCGUGUACAGAAAGCACGAAGCCUCCAGGAUCAAGAGCGAAGAUGUCUUCUCAAGUAAAAGAUGUCUGGAAUGGUUUUACGAAUACGCAGGCUGUGACGAUGUUGUCGGACCGGAAGGGAUGGAGAAGUUCUGUGAAGAUAUUGGAGUGGAGCCUGAGAACGUGGUGAUGUUGGUCCUGGCCUGGAAGCUGGAGGCUCAGAGCAUGGGCUACUUCACCUUGCAGGAGUGGCUAAAAGGCAUGGGGUCCCUGCAGUGUGACUCUACGGAAAAGCUGAGGAACUCUCUAGAUUACUUGAGGUCCGUGCUAAACGAGUCAACAAAUUUCAAACUAAUCUACAGAUACGCAUUUGACUUUGCACGGGAGAAGGACCAAAGGAGCUUAGACCUAAACACUGCCAAGUGCAUGCUGGGAUUGCUGCUCGGCAAGACAUGGCCGCUGUUUCCCGUAUUCAACCAGUUCCUAGAGCAGUCGAAAUAUAAAGUCAUAAACAAAGAUCAGUGGUGUAACGUUCUGGAGUUCAGCAGAACCAUUAACCUGGAUCUGAGCAACUACGAUGAGGACGGAGCCUGGCCAGUUCUGUUGGAUGAGUUUGUGGAGUGGUACAAAGACAGGCAGAUCUCCCAGCACUGAUGACCAGCAGCGCAGCACCGAGCAAGGGAGAAGGAAAGCAUGAAUGACCAAACUGAACCAGGGCCCAGCGCCUCUGACUGUCUUUCCCAGAAUGCAUGCUGUCUCACCGACCGGCCAGUGUCCGGGCUCUGGAGCAGGGGGUGGGGGCGCGGCAGCGGUUGCUGUGACCCCCCCUUCCCGCACUGAUCUCUCAAUCAGCUGAUGCACAGAUGAAUACUCCCACUCCCCUCCACCUCCCCACCCCAACUAAAGCAGUCACUCUCCUGUGGUGCAUUGUGGGUAUAGCUCACCGCUAGUCCCUUGCCACGCCCCCCCCCCCCCCACGCCCACACUGUGACGUGUUUCUGAGCGCAUGUGGACCUGUCACAUGCUUGUCUGUCUUCAUCCCACCCUGAAGAGGAAGAGGAGGGGGAGGAGCCUGGAGUGGGGGUUAUCGCAACGCAGCCAACCAGAUGUCAUCUUUGUGUUUUGAACUGUUUCAAGUGUUUUAAAGUUUAUAUAUUAUGUUUAUAUAUAGUAUGUUUUUGUCCCAAAUCCUUUCUCUUAGGAUAUAAUACUAAUACAUCUGACAUUUUCUUCAGUGGUGUUUAUUUUCUAAAGGUGUUACCUGAUUGAAAAUAUGGUUAUGAAGAAACCCCUACACUUCUGGUUUAUUAAGUAAAGGUAAACAUCCUCUCACACUGCCCCACUCUGUUUGCAGAUCCUGCACUGUACCACUGCUGUCAGGGUCACCUUGUCAGUCCCUCACCAAACCAUCAGCAAACUCACCAGAGCACUUAACCACGAGGGCUGAAUUUGUGUUUGCGUGGGUCAUGUGACAGACCCCCUGGUGGCAGUAGCUGCUGCUGCAGAUCUGAAACACAGAUUAACUCAGUUGUGAUGUGGUUGGGUUUCCCCGACAAACACGCAUACACACACAUGCUCGUAGAAGUCUCUGCACUGUUAUUAACAUGUCGAAUCACAAAUAGGAAGUUUUUCAACAGGUUUAUUUUCUCAAACAUAAUUUUUUGGAACAGUUUUGUGAGUGCUGUGUUUGACCUACGCUGCAGGAGCAG
Messenger RNA from Megalops cyprinoides (Indo-Pacific tarpon), 1970 nucleotides. It is a transcript of the gene dcun1d4, whose product is annotated as DCN1, defective in cullin neddylation 1, domain containing 4 (S. cerevisiae). The record is from RefSeq and is a predicted model, not a curated record. The transcript has 11 exons. Gene Ontology annotation, cellular component: ubiquitin ligase complex. Gene Ontology annotation, molecular function: ubiquitin conjugating enzyme binding; cullin family protein binding; ubiquitin-like protein binding. Gene Ontology annotation, biological process: protein neddylation; positive regulation of ubiquitin-protein transferase activity. The coding region runs from base 58 to 915 and encodes 285 amino acids. NCBI's taxonomy places the organism in Eukaryota, Metazoa, Chordata, Actinopteri, Elopiformes, Megalopidae.